Hibiscus syriacus is the source of this 834-nucleotide messenger RNA. RefSeq names its product protein FANTASTIC FOUR 3-like. The coding region runs from base 1 to 834 and encodes 277 amino acids. Lineage: Eukaryota; Viridiplantae; Streptophyta; Magnoliopsida; Malvales; Malvaceae. The record is from RefSeq and is a predicted model, not a curated record. The transcript has a single exon.
AUGGCUACGAUCGUUUGCCACCACCACCGAGGCCUACAGUCGUGUCUCGAGUCGCUGAUAGCUGAGCCGAGAGCGUUGAGGCUAACGCUAUCUUCGUCGAGGUCCCAUUCCGUUAAUUCGAAUCCUGAACCGGGUGGCUUGAGUGUACUCCAAGCUAUGUUCGAUGGUCCUAGGUUGCCGACUGAAGGGAAUGGAAACACUUAUGUUCAUCCUUUAGUCAAGCGUUCUUUGUCUGCUCUGAGUGAUAAGAGCCUGGAGCUGUGCACCGAGAAUUUGGGCAGCGAGACGGGAAGUGACGAUGUCCUCGACGACGACGACGACAUUUUCUCGUUGUCGCCUUCAUCGAAUACUCGGACAUGGAAACAACAUAUAUCGCGACGAGUAUCGGGCGGUAAGAAAGCAUUCGGAGUCGAUUUCCCGCCUCCGUUGACGACGAUAAGCGGGGCCGAAUCGCUUCGAGUUCGACCCUAUCGCGAAAACGGAAGGUUGGUAAUAACAGCCGAGAAGGCUCCAUAUAACAGCACAAUCUUCCGAGCCGAACGAAGCAAUGGCCGCCUUCGACUAUGCGUUAUGAAAGACUAUGAAGAAGAAACAGCAGCCGAGGAGGAAAAUGACAACAUUGAUAAUGGAAACGAUGAAGAAGAUGAACUGGAAAACGAUAGCAACGCCAUAGUCGAAGAAGAAGAAAUGGGGAGGACAAAGCUAGAAAGGAGGGAAAGAAGAAGCGGCGGCGUUGGCGGCGGAGCGGGGUGCAAAGGAGGUGGACAUGAAGAACAAAAGAUGGCUAAAUUGGGUGGCUACAGCCAUAAUUUUGUUCUGGAUUUGCCUGUAUGA